Myotis lucifugus (little brown bat) is the source of this 3646-nucleotide messenger RNA. It is a transcript of the gene ANKMY1, whose product is annotated as ankyrin repeat and MYND domain containing 1. NCBI's taxonomy places the organism in Eukaryota, Metazoa, Chordata, Mammalia, Chiroptera, Vespertilionidae. The record is from RefSeq and is a predicted model, not a curated record. Bases 555 to 3290 code for a protein of 911 amino acids. The transcript has 19 exons. Gene Ontology annotation, molecular function: protein binding.
GGCCACGGUGCCGCAUGAGGUACGCGGUGCAGACGGCGGCCGAGCGGCUGCGGCCAUUCUUGCAGUAGACGAGGCAGGCGCCGCCGGCGCGCACUGCGGCCUCCAUGGCGGCGCAGGGCUUGGGCUCUCAUGAACCGAGGAGGAGAGGAGCAUGGAGAUCUCCAUUUUAUCCUUAACACCACAAGGGGAAGGCAGCCCUGGGUGAACGCCACGUUGGGAGAAACCAGAUCCUUCAUAACAUUGUUGGGCCACUGAACCAAACCAAACCUGAGACCUUCCUCUUGGGGCUGUUCGGUUUCCUGAGCCAGCAAAUCACCCUUUAUUGUUGGAGGAUGAGUCUAUUCUCUUCACCUUGAUGGCUGUGUUUAGUUUGGACCACCCUCUUCUGGACCUGACACCAGCUUCCUGGGGAGAGCCCUCCUUCCUGCUCCCUUCAACAGCAGUUUGGGAAGCCGAGCAGAGGCACAACGAGCUGUCUGUAAAUGUGUUUAUGUAAAGAGAAAUUCAACUAAAACUUCAAAAGAUCCUACAAACCUGGUUCAUAGACGAGAGACAUGGAAGGUGGUUAUUCCUCAGACCAGCUGGAGAGGAGAGGCAGCGAGCCUACUCUCAAUGAGGAUUCAGGGACCUUGGAGAGCUCCAUCCUCUUCACCAAAAGGAACAUUCCAGAGGCCCCGGAGGAGGAGGAGGAGGAGCCCCAGGCCCCCCUUAGGGAGCAGGACCUGAAGGAGACCUACAUCCAGCUGGUCCAAGGUGUGCAGGAGUGGCAGGAUGGCUGCGUCUACCGAGGGCAUUUCGGGCUGGACAUGAAGCUGGGGUAUGGAGAAUUCUCGUGGCCUACGGGUGAGUCCUACCAUGGGCAGUUUUACCGGGACCACCGCCAUGGCUUCGGCACCUACAUGUGGCCAGAUGGCUCCAGUUUCACUGGCAUGUUUUACCUCAGCUUUCGAGAAGGCUACGGCACUAUGUACAUGAAGACAAGGCUCUUCCAGGGGCUGUACAAAGCAGACGAGCGGUUUGGGCCGGGCAUCGAGACCUACCCCGACGGCAGCCAGGAAGUGGGGCUGUGGUUCCGGGAGCACCUGAUCAAGCUGUGCACGGAAAUACCCUGCAGCGUCUCCAUCAGCAGUUACCCCGAGUUCCAGGGCUUCCUCACGCACUCCCCCGCCAGAAUCAGCCUCUCUGAGGAGGAGACCAUGCACUGGGACCUGCAGGAGGAGCGGGACCCGUUUUUCUACAACUACAAGCAGUUCCUGCUGAACGACGACCUGACUCUGCCCCCGGAUGUGUACCUCUACUCCACCGACAACACCCACAUGCCCAUUACCCGCUCUUUCCGAAGAGACUUGGACUCCCGGAUCUUCCUGCAUGAUAUUCCUCCAUUUGUUGAGGACGGAGAACCGUGGUUCAUCAAAAAUGAGACCCCUUUGAUGGUCAAAAUCCAAAAACACACUUACAAGUUCAGGAACAAGAAGGAGCACUCCAGCUGGAACAUGGGCGCCAUCCUGGAGGGGGAUCGGAGUGGCUUUGCAUGCCGUGGCCCCAAGGAGCGGCUUGCCAAGGAGAUGAUCCUGAAGGCCGAGGAAGGGAACUACGACUGGAUUUAUGGGAUCCUGAGGGACAACCUUGCCAGUCCCGACGUGGCCGACGCACGGGGCUACACGGUGCUCGCUGCAGCCGCAAUUCACUGUCACAUUAACAUUAUCAAUCUGCUGCUGGACAACGGUGCUGAUGUGAACAAGUGCACGGAUGAGGGCCUCACGCCUCUCAACAUGUGCUUCCUCCUCUACUACCCAGCCACGUCCUUCAGGCCCAACAUCGCCGAGAGGACGGUGCCCGAGCCCCAGUGCUUUCCAAAGGAAAUUCAAAAACUCUCAGUUAGUCACUACUCCUCCUUCGCAUUCCAUGACUCAGACUCAAUCUACAAUGAUGACUUGGUACCCAUCUCAGAGAGCCCCAAGUCCAGCGUCUGGAGGGACAGCCCCCAGAAGUGGGAGUCCACAUUGCCGAGGGGCAGUGUCAGCAUCAGCGACCAGGGCCAGGAGCUGGAAGAUGUGUUGGAGAGCUUGGACCGGUGCACACCGUGCAGCAGCACCGAGACCAACUUUGAGUCUAACCACUGCGUGCAGAACUACUCCAUCAGGUUGUCAUGGAAUAUGCUGGAGAAGAGUGCCAGGGCUUACAGCAUGCUCAAGGUGCCCUCCCCUGAGGCCAUCUCUGACAAAGGAACCAUGAGGCAGAUGGCAUGGACCAUGACCAAUUGUGACAUGCCAGAGAUGCUGCCUUCAAGCAUGAAGCUCAACAAUGAAGUAGGCCCACCCAGGGUCUACAGCAGCGUGAACAUGUCCGUCCCUGAAGAGGGGGGCAGGACACCUCUGCAUGUGGCCUGUGAGCGGGAGGACAACUACAGGUACGCCAGGGAUGUCGUCCACCUCCUCCUCUCCAACAGAGCGAACAGCAGCCUGCUGUGGGGCGGCCACUCCCCGCUCUCCCUGUCCAUCGCCAGUGGGAACGACCUGAUUGUGAAGGAGCUGCUGACCAAUGGCGCUGACCCCAACCUGCCUCUGACCAAGGGCUUGGGCAAUGCCCUGUGUGUGGCCUGCGACAUCGCCUACGAGCACCGAAGGAGUGUGAACAGCAGGCUGGGCCUGAUUGACCUGCUCAUCAAUUAUGGGGCCGACAUCCUGGCCCCUGUGACACUCACGCAAGGGGACAAGGUGGCUGUGGGCACAGCCGUCGACUACGGGUAUUUCAAAUUCUUCCAGGACCGGAAGAUUGCCCACUGCCCCUUCCACACGCUGAUGCCGGCAGAGCGGGAGACGUUUGUGGCGCGGAAGCGGCUCCUGGAAUACAUGGGCUUCCAGCUGCGCUCCGCCAUCAUGGCCAAGGAGAGCCUGUGGGACCCAAAGGUGCUGUGCUUGAGCAAGAAAGCGCAGAUGAUCCCCUGCCACAAGCUGAAGCAAAGGGACCCCAGCACGCCCAAGGACCCGCAAUUGGAGGAGCUGGAGCAGACUCCCUUCUUCAAGUUCUGCUACCAGUGUGGCCGCUCCAUCGGGGUGCGCCUGCUGCCCUGCAGCCGCUGCUACGGGAUCCUGACCUGCAGCAAGAGCUGUAAGACCAAAGCCUGGGCCGACUUCCACGGCAGGGACUGCGGCACCCUGGCAGCCAUCGGAAGAAAGUACUUGUCGGAGAUCAGGAAGAAGUUCAAGAAGUCCGUGAACAAGUACCCAGAGCCCUUGGGGUUGCUGCUCCAGUUGAACAAAGUGUACACCAGCUACAGUCAUGAAUGAGCCAUGGCUGCCCACCUGCCCCAAGGCUGAGUGGGCCCCAGCGCCCAGGAAGGGGGAGGAGCAGGGCAUCAGGCACCCUGGUCUCGUGGAGGCCAGGGGAGCAGGCAGCCACUGCUCUACAGGUACCCCCAGCCCCACUGCACCCAGGCUGUCAGGGGAGCCCCUCUGUGGAGCCUCAUUCUUCUCUCAGGGACGUGCUGUCCACCAUGUUGGGGGGCCCUGCCCCUCACGCUCCGGGGGUCUGGGCUGGCGGCACUGAGCCCUCAGCACUCCAGGCUUCUGGGGAGAGGCUUUGCUGAAUGUCUGCCAGGCUGCUGGUGUGGGCUGUGAUGCCCAAAUAAAGGGACUCAGCAGCA